AGGGCAACUGGGCCGGUUCGGCACGCGGGACUGGGCCGCGCGAGGCCGGGGGCCUGGGGCCUGCGACCCCUACGCUUGGGAGUUCCCGUCGGUCCUCCCAGGGGCCCGGGGACCCGAGCCUGGGGAGGCCCGGGGGCGUCUGAGGAAACCGGGGCCCUGCUGGACAGGAACAGCAGAGAUGGACCUCAGGAGACUCGCCCAGCUCUUCUGCGGCCCCCGCGCCCUGGGGCUGUCCCUUCUGCAGCCCCUUGGCCCUGUCAGAGGCGGGGGGCAGUCGGUGUGGCUGAGGACUGCGCGGCUCACUCGCCUGGAGUUAGCCACUUGCUACAGCUCCCUCUCUCAGCUGCCCCUGGACCAGGGGAGGCAGAGGAACACGAGCAGCGCCCACUCUGGCCCGAGCCAGCCCAGCCCCACAGCCGCUCGGGAGGAAGAGGAGGAGGAACCCUUCGGGACCCUCUCCGACAACUUCUCCUCCAGAAGGAUGUUCCGCAAAUCCACAGCCCAGCUGUAUAACCUCCGGCUGCGGGAACAGAGCGCCGAGGACGAUGAGGACCUGGAGCCAAAAUCCUGGCAGGGCCGGAGGAACACUCCACGGUGGUACUUCUUCCGGUGCAAACACCUGAUCAGGGAAGGCAAGCUGGCAGAGGCCCUGGACCUGUUUGAGAGGCAGAUGCUGAGGGAGGAGCGACUCCAGCCCCUGGAGUGCAACUACACGGUGCUGAUCGGCGGCUGCGGCCGGGCCGGCUACCUGAAGAAAGCCUUCCGGCUCUACAACGACAUGAAGAAGCGCGACCUGGAGCCCUCGGAUGCCACGUACACGGCCUUGUUCAACGUCUGUGCCGAGUCCCCCUGGAAGGACUCCGCCCUGCAGAGCGCCCUGAAACUGCGGCAGCAGCUCCAGGCCAGGAACUUCCAGCUCAACCUGAAAACGUACCACGCCCUGCUGAAGGUGGCUGCCAAGUGCGCGGACCUCAGGAUGUGCCUGGAUGUGUUCAAGGAAAUCAUCCACAAGGGGCACACGGUCACAGAGGAGACCUUCAGUUUCCUGCUCAUGGGCUGCAUCCAGGACAAGAAGACGGGCUUCCGGUACGCUUUGCAGGUGUGGAGGCAGAUGCUGAGCCUGGGACUCAAGCCGAACCGGCACAGCUAUAACCUGCUGUUGGGGGCAGCCCGGGACUGCGGCCUGGGGGACCCAGAGGUGGCCUCUGAGCUGCUUCUAAGGCCCAGGGAGAAGGUCCUGCUGCAGCCCCCAGCAGGCAGCCAGCAGGCAAGGAAGAGAGCCAAGGCUGGGGCUGGUGACAACACGUUGGCCAAGCUGCAAGUCGAAGCCCUGGAGAGGCAGCUCUUUCUGGAAGCUCCUCGGGCACCUGGCGAGCGAACAGAGUCUCAGGAGGCCAGAGUGCCCAGUGAGGCCCAGCCUGAGGUGGACACCAGGGCAGAGCCCAACCACACGGUGGCCCUCAGCCCACUGGCACCACAGCUGCCUCCCUUGGAGCUGCAGGUCAACCUGCUGACCCCUGGGGACAUCCCUCCAACUGUGGUCUCCUUUGGGACGGUGACCACCCCAGGUCACAGGCUGGCCUUGAUGGGGGGCCUGGAGGGCUUCCUGGGCAAGAUGGUGGAGCAUGGGCUGCAGCCCGACAUCAAGACCCUCACACUGCUGGCCGAGGUGGCAGAGCCUGGGAGCCCUGCGGACUCCGCACUGCUGACCGUCCUGGACAGAUACCACGUGGAGCCCGACGUGACAUUCUUCAACACACUGAUGAGGAAGAAAAGCAAGCUGGGAGACCUGGAAGGGGCAAAGGCGCUGUUGCCAGUCCUAGCAAAGAGGGGACUCGUCCCCAACUUACAGACAUUCUGCAACCUGGCCAUCGGGUGCCACCGGCCCAAGGACGGUCUGCAGCUGCUUGUAGACAUGAAGAAGUGCCAGGUGACUCCCAACACCCACAUCUACAGCGCCCUCAUCAACGCGGCCCUCAAGAAGCUGGACUACAGCUACCUCAUCAGCAUCCUGAAGGACAUGCGGCAGAGCGCAGUGCCCGUGAACGAGGUGGUCAUCCGCCAGCUGGAGUUUGCAGCCCAGUACCCACCCUCCUUCGACCGGUACAAGGGGAAGAACACCUACCUGGAGAAGAUCGACGGCUUCCGGGCCUACUACAAGCAGUGGCUAAAAGGGAUGCCGGCAGAGGAAACCCCCCACCCUUGGCAGCAGUUUGAGAUCAAACCCAAGGGGCACCAAGACGAUGCCACAGAGGCUGACGCGAACCGAGGCUCUGGGGCCAGUGAGGAGGGAGUGCCCAGGGGUCCCCUCCCUACUGAAGACAAGUGAGCAGGGCUGUGGCCUCCCGCAUGCAGCACGUUCAGGCGCUGGUAGGAAGACACGUGCUGGGCCCGGAUGUCGAGCUCACAAGAGCAGCUCAGCCACCGUCCCACGUCACCUCGGGCCACUCGCUGUGGCUCAUGAGCAAAGUGCACUUGCUUGGGCUCACACGGCACCUACAAGGG
Molecule: messenger RNA, 2505 nt
Organism: Lepus europaeus (European hare)
Lineage: Eukaryota; Metazoa; Chordata; Mammalia; Lagomorpha; Leporidae
Gene: PTCD1
Product: pentatricopeptide repeat domain 1
Exons: 9
Coding region: 179-2329 (716 amino acids)
Biological process (GO): tRNA 3'-end processing
Cellular component (GO): mitochondrial matrix
Molecular function (GO): protein binding; tRNA binding
Source: RefSeq, a predicted model, not a curated record